AUGGGCAAAGUCAUCAAGGUCUCGUGGUACUCUGUGGGAUUCGAUGGGGGAGAUUAUGAUGAUCAAAUGAUAACAAUAAGAUAUUUGAGAGGGGCUAUCAGUGUGACCCCAACUAGAUAUAUAGCAUGUGUGUUUGACACAGUUUUGCUGCAGCAGAUAGAAUACAAUAUAGAUAUGCUACGUGUUGGAUUAAAUACUGUGAACAGGCUGGUUAGACCAGGACGUGCUUCAAGCAUCAAACAGUUAGCGAGAAGCUGUUCUUCAACAACCAAUCAAACCACAGAGGCCCCUGCAGCUGUUCCAUAUGAGUGGGAGAAAGUUAAGGACUCUAAAGGUCCAGUGUCUCUACCAAGCCAUGCUGAUGUAGUUAUUAUAGGUGGGGGUGCUAUGGGAUGCAACAUGUUGUAUCAUCUAACCAAGUUGGGUAUGACCAAUGUUAUACUGCUUGAGAGGGAUGAACUAACAUCUGGGACCUCAUGGCACAGUGCAGGUCUCGUGUGGAACCUCAGGACCAGUGAUGUAGAAGUUGACAUGUUGGUUUACGCCCGCAACCUCAUGGAAUCACUUGAAGCAGAGACUGGCAUUGAUCCUGGUUGGAUCAACAAUGGUGGUCUGUUUGUGGCAAACAACAAAGUCCGGAUGGAUGACUAUAGAAGAUUGCAUAGUUUAGGAAAAGCUUAUGGGGUUGAGUCUCAUCUUUUAUCCCCUGAGGAGACAAAGAAACUCUACCCUCACAUGUUCAUUGACGAUAUGUUCCCUGAUGGUGGCUCCCUCUACAGUCCACGUGAUGGAACUAUUGAUCCUGCGGGUUACUGUAUGGCACUGACGAGGGGUGCAACCAGUAGAGGAGGAAAGGUGUUUACUAAGUGUAUAGUGAAAGGUGUUGAGACAACAGUUAAUGACUUUGGCACCAAGAUGAUCACAGGAGUCAGGACCACAUUAGGAGAUGUGACAACUAAUGCAAUUGUCAACUGCACAGGUGUCUGGGCUCCCAUGCUUGGAAAGAUGGCAGGCGUCACUGUGCCACAGGUUGCUAUGCGACAUGCCUAUGUUGUCACAGAAAAAAUUGAGGGAAUCCAAAAUAUGCCAAACAGCCGAGACCAUGAUGCAUCAGUGUACCUGAAACUACAGGGUGAUGCGCUUUCUGUGGGUGGAUAUGAACCAAAUCCCAUUUUUUGGGAUGAUGUGAAAGAAGACUUUGCAUUUUCCCUGUUUGAACUAGACUGGGAUGUAUUUGGUCAUAAUAUCAUGGGAGCCAUGCACAGAGUGCCUAUCAUAGAGCAGACGGGGAUAAAAUCAACAGUGUGCGGGCCUGAGUCAUUCACUGCAGAUCACCGCCCUCUAUUGGGAGAGGCUACAGAGGUUAGAGGAUUCUAUCACGCCAGUGGGUUCAACAGUGGAGGACUUAUGUUCAGUGGUGGUUGUGCUAGAGAGCUCUCUCGCUGGAUCGCUGAUGGUCGCCCAAAUUUGGACAUGUAUAACUAUGACAUCAGACGCUUCACUACACGUUUGACUGGAAAUGAUAGAUGGGUGCGAGAACGAAGUCAUGAGUCUUACAACAAGAACUAUUCCAUCUUAUUUCCUCAUGACCAGCCACUAGCAGCAAGGAACACACGGACGGAUGCUCUUUAUCAAACAAUGGUAGAUGCUGGUUGUGUAUUUGAGGAGAGACAGGGAUGGGAGAGACCAGGGUACUUCAAUAAAGAUGGGCCUGCUCCACCUCUGGAGUAUGACUACUAUGGUUACUAUGACAACCAGAAGCACGAAGACAAUAAAUACUUUGAUAAGCUGAAAGAAGAGUACAACUUUGACUUCCCACCUUGUCAUGAGCAAAUUGAGCAUGAGUGUCUUACAUGUCGUGAAAGUGUCGCUGUCUUCAACAUGUCAUACUUUGGCAAGUACUACCUCACAGGACCUGAUGCCCAGAAGGCAGCUGACUGGAUAUUCUCAAAUAAUAUGCAGAAGAAAGCAGGGUCUACAGUCUAUACCUGUAUGCUACACAAGUAUGGAGGCAUACAGGCAGAUUUGACAGUAUCAGUUCUAGAGCCAGGAUCUGGAGGACCACAUGACCCAGCAUUUGAAGGUAGUGGGUUCUACGUAGCUGUUGGAGGAGGGGUAGCUCAGUAUACAUACUCUCACAUUCUGGAUAUACUACAAGACAACCAGUUCAAUUGUCAACUCACAGAUCUCUCAGAUGACAUGGGGAUGAUUAGCAUUCAGGGACCAAAUAGCCGUGCAGUAAUGUCAGCCCUAUCAGAUACAGAUUUUAGCAAUGAGGCAUUCCCAUUUUCUACACACAAAGUUAUCAAAAUAGGUGGUCAUUCAGUGAGAGCCAUGCGCUUGUCGUUUGUUGGAGAGCUAGGCUGGGAGCUUCACAUGCCCAAUGAUGCUUGUGUGGAGAUAUACAAGGCAGUCAUGGCUGCUGGGGAGAAAUAUGGUAUUGUGAAUGGUGGAUAUAGAGCAUUGGACUCCCUUAGCUUAGAAAAAGGCUACAAACUAUGGACCACAGAUAUUAGAACAGAUGACCUGCCACUAGAGGCUGGACUAGCAUUUACAUGUAAGCUCAAAUCUGAGACUCCAUUCCUUGGCAGAGAACAACUUAUUGAGCAAAAACAGAAGGGAAUGAAGAAGCGUCUAGUUACUUUUACUAUAGAUGAACAUGUACCACUCCACAGUCUGGAAUCAGUAUGGCGUGAUGGAGAAGUUGUCGGAUUUUUACGACGUGCUGACUAUGCAUUCUCAUUGGGGAAGAGCUUCGGGGUCGGCUACAUAUCAAAUCCCAGUGGAGAACCAAUCACAACAGACUUUAUCAAAUCUGGAAAUUAUGAAAUUGAUCACAUGGGGGAAAUGUACAAGGCUAAGAUGUAUUUGAAGUCUCCAUUUGACCCCAGUAAUAAGCGAGUCAAGGGUGUCUAUGAUGAGGCAUUGCCUAUUCGACAGUAAAACAUGUUAAGAUCAAGACCCUGGGAUCAGGAAUGGGGUGCAUCAAAGUAUUUCAGAUAUUUGUGUCCAGCUGAACCAGUUUUUAUUAUCUUAAUGUGUUCCCUCUGAUAUUAUCAACCUAAAUAUUGCAGGACUCAGAGAUCCAGAAUAUUUUCAUUCUAUUUCACUUGGUGGAAUGGAUUCUAUGGACUGCUUAAGAGAAUGGAAAUUAUCAUUGUCGAAAUAACCAGUGACUAUAUCGGCCAUGAUAUCUGAAUCUGAACUGUUAGAAGGCUUUCUUGUAAAACAUACCAGUGAAAAGAUCAUAAGUGGUGACAUAUUGAGAUAGUCUCCAACUUGUUUGUGGAUGAU
Messenger RNA from Owenia fusiformis, 3294 nucleotides. NCBI's taxonomy places the organism in Eukaryota, Metazoa, Annelida, Polychaeta, Sabellida, Oweniidae. The record is from the annotation of a GenBank genome assembly.